GGUAGGUUGAGUGAGGUGGUGAUCUGUGACCGGAGAAUGACGUCAUUAUCGGAAACUCGAUCACCGCUUCCAUUGCUGUUCCGGCGACGAUCGAGUGGUGAAAUAAAGAACAUAACAUCAAUUUCGAGCAGCUUAUUACCGGCGUUUGGAACAGUGAUUGAUGAAAGCCAUGUUCAGAAGAAAUAUCUGAUCGUUCCGUAUGAUCGCAGAUACAGGUUAUGGGAGACAUUUCUGGUAGUACUGGUUGUGUACUCCGCCUGGGCAACUCCAUUUGAGUUAGCAUUCAACAGAGCAGCAACAGGAGCUCUCAUGUAUAUUGACUUGGUGGUUGACUUUUUCUUCGCCAUCGACAUCGUUUUAACUUUCUUUGUGGGUUACUUGGAUAAAUCUACUUAUGUUCUUGUUGAUGAUCAUAAGAAGAUCGCCAUCAGGUAUGUGAAAAGACUACAUUUGCCAAUGGAUGUAGCCUCAACUCUACCAUUCCAGUUCAUAUACAGAAUUAUCACUGGUAAAAACCACCAAGCUCAGUUCUUGGGCUUCCUCAACCUCCUUCGCCUAUGGCGUCUUCGCCGGGUUAGUGCCCUCUUCAAAAGGCUAGAGAAAGAUACACAGUUUAGCUACUUUAUAACAAGGCUAUUUAAGCUCCUUUGUGUUACAAUUUUCACCAUACACUCAGCUGCCUGCAUCUACUUUUAUCUAGCUGCACACUAUAAAACACCAGAGGAUACAUGGAUUGGAGUUCAGGUCAAUGAUUUUAAAGAUAGAACCAUCUGGCUAGGCUACACAUACUCCAUGUACUGGUCAAUUGUCACACUCACCACAACUGGCUAUGGAGAUCUACAUGCAGUCAACAUGGGAGAGAAAAUAUUUAACAUGUUCUACAUGCUCUUCAACAUUGGACUCACUGCUUACAUUAUUGGAAACAUGACAAAUCUUGUUGUCCACAGCGCAACCCGAACUUUCUUCAUGGUAGUUGAAUUCUUCUUUUUCAUUGUUGUUUCCACCCAUGGAACUAACACUUCUUUUUCCUUCUUCUUUCAGUGGUUGUUGAAACUUGAAUCUGCAGAGAUGACAGGUGAAAUUGGGGUAAUUUUCAAUAUCCCACAACCUUUUACAGUGAGAACCAAGAGGCUUUCCCAGGUCAUUCGGAUGAGUCAUCAUCAUUUCAAGCAAAUCAUACAACUCCACAGCGAAGAAGGGAAAACAAUUAUGUCAAACUUCAUUGAGCAUCUGAAGGGGUUAAAGAAAGAGGUGCUGGACGAAAUACCAUUUCUGCCUGAUUUACUUGGUGACCUGAAUAUGGAGCAAGCAGGAGCAACACAAUACCAUGAAGUGUUAGAUUCUCAGACACAUGCAACUCAGAAAGAAACACCAGAAACCUCACCCUUCUCAAACACAGUUUGUGUAAGGGUGACUAUCCAUGGGCACCAUCCAAAUCAAGAUCCAGCAGAUGGUGGGAACAGGGGAAAGCUCAUAAAUCUGCCUGACUCAAUAGAAGAGCUCUUGAAGUUAGCAGAGAAGAAGUUUGGAAAAAGAGGAAACAAAAUUCUUAUGGCUGAUGGUUCACAGGUAGAAGAACUUAGUGCUCUAAGAGACAAUGAUCAUUUGUUUAUUUUCUAAAAGGUAAACUAAUAUUUGGCCACUUGUCAGCCUACUUGGUCCGUCAAUUUUAAGGUCAUGGACGUAUAGAUGUGUGCAUAAGUCAAAUAAUUUUCUGAAUAUUACAUUACUGCUUUGAAUAAAGUUAGA
This is a messenger RNA of Carica papaya (papaya), 1749 nucleotides long. The record is from RefSeq and is a predicted model, not a curated record. Lineage: Eukaryota; Viridiplantae; Streptophyta; Magnoliopsida; Brassicales; Caricaceae.